Molecule: messenger RNA, 1763 nt
Organism: Rubroshorea leprosula
Lineage: Eukaryota; Viridiplantae; Streptophyta; Magnoliopsida; Malvales; Dipterocarpaceae
Source: the annotation of a GenBank genome assembly
UAGAGCUCUUGCAAGGAAAAUGGCAGACGAAGCUAAUUUAGAGAAGGUAGCUCUGGAAAAUCGUGUGGAAAAUAUGGAAAAUACUUUGAAGGAAUUGAUGGCUUCAUUCCAAUCUCUUCAAGCAACCUUAGUCACAAGGGCACCUUCGACAACAAAUCCCUUGUUUGAAGGAAAUGUUUCUGUGGCAAAUCUCCCUAUCACCACAUCUACUCUUGGAAAGGAGCCAAUGUCAUCUUGCCCUCCGGAUCCAAUUAUUGGUGGAACUUCUAGGACAAAACCAUUUGUUCUAAAUGCUGGUGUUGCUACAGUUCAGUCUAAUGGUCAAGAAGAGAUUCAAGUUGUCAAGUCAAUCACAAAGGAUGAAGACAAGGCAACUAAAGCGAAGGUGCAGUUGAUGGAGGAAACACUAAAUUCGAUGCAAGGUGUCCAAACCAAUAAACCGGUUGACAUCUCAUCUUUGUGCUUUUUCCCAAACAUUCAAUUGCCCCAUAAGUUUAAAUUGCCUGAGUUUGAUAAGUACAAUGGCACUGGUUGUCCUUAUGCCCACUUGACGAUGUACUGUAGGAAGAUGGCUCCUUAUGCUAAUGAUGAGAAGCUAAUGAUACAUUACUUUCAGGACAGUCUGAUAGGGCCUUAUCGUGAAAAGUUGAUGACUUGUGUAAAUUACACUUUCGCUCAGUUGGUUAUUGUGGGAGAACAAGUGGAGGAUGGAAUCAAGUCUGGAAUUAUUAUGGAUUAUCAAGCAAUGAAGAGUAUCCUUGAACAAUACCGAAAGGGUAGUUCAAGGGUUUCUAGUUUGAAGAAAGUGGGUCAAAAUCAAAACAAGGAGAAUGAGAAUGGCACUAUAAGCUCAGUUUAUGAAACAUAUGGGAGAAAUAAUCAACCACAUCCUCGGGGGCAAUUCAAUAAUUCUUUCCAAGCUGCAACUUAUCAACCGACAGUUUAUUCAAGUCAGCCAAGGCCAAUUUAUGCCUCUGGUAUCAAUCAUCCGCAACAAAAAAUGAGACGACAUUUCGACAAGCUUCCUUUGUCAUACACUGAAGUGUUUCAACAAUUGGUAACAGCUGGUCUUGUUACUCCCGUACCUAUGGUGCCAUUAAAUCCACCAUUUCCAACAUGGUAUAACCCACAAGCAAGAUGUGAAUACCAUAGUGGAGGUGUUGGACAUGACCUUGAAAAUUGUCUUGCUUUAAAGCACCGUAUGCAAGAUCUGAUAGAUGCAAAGGAGUUACAGAUUGCAUCAGAACCAAAGGUUGUUGGUCCGAAUAUCACUAAAAACCCCCUACCAACACAUGAUAGUUCAACAGUCAAUAUGAUCAAGAAGGAUUUUGAGGAAGGUCAAGAGGUGGCUGCAAUUACUUUUAUCAAUCAAGUUUCAUCAAUUCCUAGACAGCCUUUAAUAUUGAAGGGACCAACGCUUACAGUUCCACUCAAACAAGGUUGAUCUUAGAACUGCUACUGAUGAGGGCUUGAAUAAGUGAAUAAUGGAGUUUUUCCCUAUUGCUAUCAUUUUGGAAUGAGAUGUUAGUCUUUAUUUGCAUUUUCCAAACUCCCUUCAUAUUGCAACUUGAAUCUUUGUUCUUCAUGUUUUAAUUCAUGGUUCUUUAGUUCUUGAUUUUUAUACUUCCAUGAGUUGCACUGUUAGUGAACUUGAAUUCACUGUUGAACCCCAUAGAGAAAAUCGAGGGUUGAGAAAAAGAGAAGUGAGGGAGGUGAUUGAGGGGAAAAUAAUGGAUGAGUGGGAAUGAAGGAAAUGUACAAAG